Dermacentor albipictus is the source of this 1269-nucleotide messenger RNA. RefSeq lists its product as uncharacterized. The record is from RefSeq and is a predicted model, not a curated record. Lineage: Eukaryota; Metazoa; Arthropoda; Arachnida; Ixodida; Ixodidae.
GCUGCCGCCGACUCCUUUCUUCUCCUCGCUGCACGCCGGCACAUCGUCCUUUCUCGGCAACACCCCUCUCUCCUCCCUCCCCCCUCCACCCGCGCGGCGCUGCUGCCUUCCGAGAGAGCUGUCGCCGCCGUCCGUCCGUGGUGCGCGGUGGAAAAAAAGCGCGCCGGUCCAGUCGCCGCUCGGACAUCGCUCAGCGGCAGCGGCAGCGCCCCACCGACCAGCGUCACCCUCCAGCGAGUGAGCGAGAGCCGUGCUCUGCCCACAACCACUGCGCUGCGCUACGGCCCGGCAAAACCUGCGCACACACGUACAGCCAGCGAGCCAGAGGCGAGACACCCUCAGCAGAGAAAUGCUCCCCACGGCAAUGCUUCUCCACGUGGCCCUUGUAUCCUGCUUUGCGUCCGUCACGUUAGCGGCCGCGCCCACUCACGGCCCACCGCCACCGCCACCGAGGCGGCCGAGCCCGUACUCGGCGUUCCGCAGCAUCCGGCCCCCCAUGUGGUUCCGCGUGGAGCCCUCGACCAGCCGCCGAGCCGAAAGCUUCGUCGAAGUGCCCAACCUGGAGUCUCCCGGCGGGGACUUUGUGGGACACCCGCUGGACUACGGCAGCAGCCUGAACUUCGGUGGCCCGCUUGCCACCUCCGUGGGUAAAGUGAAGGUGCUGGACUACGCGAGUCGACUGAACGCCGAGGGCGGCAGCAGCAGCCGCUACGGCAAACCGCUCGUCAAGCCCUACGAGAGCAUCUACGAAAGCAAGUCUCAGGGCGGCCAGAAAUACACGAGCGCCACCAAGAAGCAGAAGCAGCUGCCGAGGCCCACUUGGCGGUCGCAGGGCGAGAGCAGCGAGAACGAGAUCGAAGGCUCGUCGGUCGGCGGCGGCGAUGUCAAGGACGAAGCGUCGCCGGUGCAGCCUUCCCAGCUCGAGGACGACCACCUGCCACCCUUUGACUUCGCAACCUCCCGGAGCGGCGAGGAGUCGAGAGAGUCGCCUUUCCCUGAGGCCGGGGAGAUGGCGGGGUUCUUCUUCUGAUCAACCUAUAACGGUGUUCGCCUUCGGCGAUUCCGUACUCUUGCCGCUGUUCUCGCUCCUGUUAAAAACAUGGCGAGAGCGAACGCGAGUGGACCCCCCUCGUUGCGUCGCGACAAAGUACUCCUUCUGACAGGACAGUAUAGCGCUAGGGUUAUUGAGCGGGAUUUCUUUGGCUGAAGUAGUACUUCCGUGCCGGGAGUGGAAGGAUCGCCGGUGAGAGAGAGAGAGAGAAAAUAAUG